Symsagittifera roscoffensis is the source of this 2312-nucleotide messenger RNA. Its product is annotated as cAMP-dependent protein kinase catalytic subunit beta-like. The transcript is spliced from 7 exons. Bases 843 to 2009 code for a protein of 388 amino acids. Gene Ontology annotation, molecular function: protein serine/threonine kinase activity; ATP binding. Lineage: Eukaryota; Metazoa; Xenacoelomorpha; Acoela; Convolutidae. The record is from RefSeq and is a predicted model, not a curated record. Gene Ontology annotation, cellular component: nucleus. Gene Ontology annotation, biological process: protein phosphorylation.
UUUUUCCAUUUUACUAUUCCAAUUUCCUGUCUUUAAAAAUUGAAUUAGGCGUGGGGUCGGAAGAGAAUUUAAAUAGGACACUUUUUGAAGAAAUAAUGACAACAAUUGAUCAAAGCGCUGAUUAUGCGUCAGGAUUUCCUUUUUCCUUAGAUUCCUAUUCAAUUUACCACGUGAUUUAUGGUCCAGGUUAAACUUUUAUGACUCAUAAAUUGACUUUGGACUUUUGACUUUUAGUAAACAUUAUAGAAACUUUUUAUUAUCUUCAGAAAUUUCGUUAUAAUGUGACAAUUAAUUUACGCAAGCAUAAAGAGAGCCAAAGUUACUGCAGUCGCCUUUCGUUAAUUGCUGGCUCUUAAAACAACCUAUGCAUUUUUAGGUUGAGGCAUAUAGCAAUAAAUUCUUUAGCCGUUGCCUAUUCCUCGGAGUUUUGUAAAUUUAGGCAAAUCGAGAGCACAUUUCUCCCCUACUGUUUCAAACUACAUGCGUCAAAAAGUUACUGAAUCAAAAUUUUAUUCUGGAAACAAGAUUAAUUAAGUCAACAGAAACUUAACCCCAUUGUCAUUAAAACGGGAAAAAGAAGCGGUAACAUUUCAGAAGAACGUUCUUACGACUGAAAAGCAUCAAAGCUAACCUGGGUGACCACUAUUUGAGUUACAAGUGAGUUCUCCUCCCCCGCCUUUGUCGUGUCGUCCCCGUCGAGGCCCAAAUCACCCCUGAGAUCCCCGACCAAUAGGUCUCCACGGUACCCUCAAUCCCCACGCGGAGGUUACAAAUCGAAGACUCUAGGCGUUGGAGGAGCUGCAGGAACGUCGGGAGGUCGUGGUGGUGUUGCAGGUGGUGCAAUGGGGUCUGCGGCUAGCAAAUCGGACGACGCAGGUGCAGUUGUAUUACCCUCAAAAACUUCACGGGUUUCUAAUUCGUCACGUGUCUCUACCUCUUCACGUGUUUCUGCAACUGCAAUUGAAAAACAAAACCUGCAAAAUGACAUUGAUUUCCAGCAGUUUUUGUCCAGGGCCAAAGACGACUUCAACAAGAAGUGGGAACGGAACCCAAAGAGCUCAGUGAAGUUGUCUGACUUUGAGAUCAAACGGACCCUGGGCACUGGCUCCUUCGGCCGAGUCCUCCUCUCCCGCUACACUCCGGCCAAGGAGGAGAAGUACUACGCAGUGAAGGUGCUGGACAAGCAGAAGGUGGUCAGACUGAAGCAGGUGGAACACACUCUGAAUGAGAAGAGGAUCCUCGCCUGCAUCUCCUUCCCAUUCAUUGUCAAGAUGGCAUUCUCAUUCAAAGACAACAGCUACCUCUACUUGGCCUUGGAGUAUGUGAAUGGAGGAGAGAUGUUCUCCCACCUGAGAAAGAGCGGCAGAUUCAGUGAGAGUCGAUCGCGCUUUUACGGAUCCCAAGUACUCCUAGCUUUCGAGUACUUACACUACCUGGACCUGAUCUACAGGGACUUGAAGCCAGAAAACUUGUUGAUAGACCACAGGGGAUAUGUGAAGGUGACUGACUUCGGGUUCUGCAAGAAGGUCAAAGGCAGGACAUGGACACUCUGCGGGACCCCGGAGUACCUCGCGCCCGAAAUCAUCCUCAGCAAAGGCUACAACAAGGCAGUGGACUGGUGGGCGUUCGGAGUAUUGUGCUAUGAGAUGACAGCCGGCUACCCUCCCUUCUACGCCGAUCAACACAUACUCAUCUACGAGAAGAUCGUCGCCGGAAAGUUACGAUUCCCCUCCCACUUCUCAUCCGACCUCAAAGACCUCCUCCGACAACUGCUCCAAGUUGACGUCACAAAGAGAUUCGGCGCCCUCAAAAACGGAGUUGCCGACAUCAAAACUCACAAAUGGUUCCAAUCUGUAGACUACAUCGCCACUUACGAGAGGAAAUUGGAAGCCCCUUUUGUGCCCAAGUGUAAAGGGGCUGGGGAUCACAGCAACUUCGACAAAUACGAAGAGACCCCUCUUAGACAUUCGAUUAAUAACAAGUACUCGAAAGAGUUUGAUGAUUUCUAGACUAAAGGUGGUUACGAUAAAUAUGGGAGGAAUGGAAUCAAUUAUGAAACGCAUCUGACGGGUUUUGUGCAUUCAGAAAACGAAUGAGCAAAAACAGAGGAGUCAUACAUAUAGAGAGUAUCAUUUGCUAAAUUGUGAUUGGCUGCCAAAUACUUACCAACAAAUGGAAACGGCCACCAUUGAGUGAAAGGUUGGGUAUUGAAUUGAAAAAAUUGUAAAUUAGGUCAAAUAUUUAUUUAACAUAAUCAAUCAGUCAAUCAUUCGUUAUUAAAUUAAUUCUGAUUUGUAAGAUACGUAGAAGAA